Messenger RNA from Cylicostephanus goldi, 936 nucleotides. Lineage: Eukaryota; Metazoa; Nematoda; Chromadorea; Rhabditida; Strongylidae. The record is from the annotation of a GenBank genome assembly.
ACCGUACCGUCAAAGUGAAUUACUUCUAUUCAGGUUUCCGCUGCCAAGACAUCAUACACCAUAGAAGAUUUGGAGAUAGAUACCGGCUACAUUUUGAGAGUAUCUGCAGUGAACAAAUAUGGAACUGGAGAGCCAUCCUAUACGCCUGUGGUAACUACUGGAACACCAUACAAAGCCCCACAACUGACCGAACCGCCAAGAAUUUCUCAAGUAUCCCAAGAUUCCUGCGUAUUGUCUUGGUCGAAGCCAAUUGAUACUGGCGAGUCGCCAAUUUAUGGCUACGAUGUUUACAGAAAGGAGGACAAUGGCGAAUGGAUCCAGAUGAAUGAAGAGCUCCUGUUCAAAGAACAAUUUACGGUUACUGACCUUCGACCGAACGUCAGCUAUGUGUUUAAAGUGGAAGCUCAUAACGAAGCUGGUUUCAUCUCGGCAUCCAAUGUUGAAUCAGAACCACUUCGUAUCAAGGCAGCUCUGGAUCUUCCAACCACCAUCAUUUCCCCUCCACGGGUUAUCCCUACUGGACUGGAGAGUGUCACUGUCACCUGGGAUGUUGAUGAAAGUAUAGCAUACUCGGAGUAUGUGGUUUCAUACAAAUCCGAAAGUUCAUCAGUAUGGACUGAGGUCAAGUGCCAGACCAACACGUGUACGAUAAAUGAACUAAAAGAGGGCGUUUCCUAUGUCUUCAAAGUAGCUCCAGCCAACGAACAAGGCGCAGGAACGUUCUCGGAAGAGACUCAUCCAGUUAAAGUCACGCCCACAGUUGCUCCCGUUAUUACCAAAGCAAUCAAGAACGUGUCAAUUCCAAAGAAGCGCGCUUUGAAUCUUGAAUGUCAUGCGAAUGCUGAGCCAGCUCCCGACUACAUAUGGUACAAGGACGGAGUUGAGAUCAUUCCGCAGAAUGCUAAUACUGAGGUAAAUUUUGGUAUAACUCAUUAG